This is a messenger RNA of Aspergillus ochraceoroseus IBT 24754, 1509 nucleotides long. Its product is annotated as DNA primase subunit PRI2. Bases 1 to 1509 code for a protein of 502 amino acids. Lineage: Eukaryota; Fungi; Ascomycota; Eurotiomycetes; Eurotiales; Aspergillaceae. Gene Ontology annotation, cellular component: alpha DNA polymerase:primase complex. The transcript is spliced from 3 exons. Gene Ontology annotation, biological process: DNA replication, synthesis of primer. The record is from RefSeq and is a predicted model, not a curated record.
AUGAUCCGUCAAGAGUUUCACAGAAUUGAUCCGAAGCGACGGGCUACCCUCGACCAUAAGAAGAAGCAGUUCGCGACCCCGACUUUUAAGCAGCAGGACUAUCCCCAUCGCCUGAACUUCUAUGAGACCCCGCCCACGGCAGAGAUCACCUUGGAACAAUUUGAGCAAUGGGCCAUAGACAGACUGAAGAUUCUGGCCGAAAUCGAAGCCUGUUCCUACAGAAACAAAACCGCAGAAGAGACAUCCAAGCAUCUCACCCCUCUCCUUCAGAAAUUUCUUCCUCUAUCCUCGAACACAUCGGUCUCGUCUGGGGCUGGGGGUUCAGAUCCCAGAUUGAGAAAUGAGCGCCAAAAAGAUCACUAUUCUCACUUUAUCCUGCGGUUAGCCUUCUCAGCCACCGAGGACCUGCGUCGACGAUUCGUUAGAGCCGAAACCAUGCUCUUCCGAUUCAGAUUCCAAGGAGAUGAUUCCAGGGAAAGACGGGCCUUUAUCGAGAGCCUUAACCUCGACUGGGAGCCUGUCAGCGACGAGGAGAGAAGGGAGAUGUCGGAGUAUUUAGCCGCUGCAACCCCAGGAUUGCGCCGCGUGGAGGACGAGUCAUGGUACAAAGUGGAUUGGGAAAAAGUUCCAGAACUGGUUGAAAAAAGAUCGGUUUUCCUGGCCAAGGGCAAGGCCUACGUCCCCGGAAGAGAGCAACUGAGUAUGAUUAUGGCGGAAUUCACUGCUCGACUGGAGCGCGCUCUCGAGCUUACUAGUCGCGCCCUACCCCGACUGGAUGAAGACGAUCGCCUCACCCCAAUCCUGAAUCAUUUAUCUAAAAAUUUCGGUAGCGCUGAGUCGGUGUAUUCCGAGGGCGAAGGUGUGGUGGAUGGAGCUCCGAUCACCGCGGCCAACAUCGAUCGUCUCGCCCAGCAUUUCCCACUUUGCAUGCGCAGUUUGCACAUGAAUUUACGCAAAAACAACCACCUGAAGCAUUACGGUCGACUUCAAUACACCCUCUUCCUGAAAGGCAUUGGGCUUUCUCUUGAGGAGUGUAUUCUCUUCUGGCGCCAGGGGUUCAAAGGCCUCACCGACGAUGAAUUCAACUCCCGAUACAAGUAUAAUGUCCGCCACGCAUACGGAGACGUUGGUGGUGAUGUCAACCGGAGAGGUCGCGGUUAUCCGCCAUACUCGUGCCAGAAGAUCCUCAGUGAUUCCAAUCCCGGAGUGGGACAGACCCACGGAUGCCCCUACCGUCACUUCUCCGUUGAUAAUCUGAUCGGACUGCUCCAAUCGACCGGAAUACACGAUAAAGAGGUCUUGAAAGGAGUCCGAGAAGACGUUGAAAAGACUCGAUAUCACAUCGCUUGCAACCGCGUUUUUGAACACAUUCACAAGGCGGACAUUAAGAGAGUCAAAGAAGAUGGGUCAUGGAGUCAAACCGAUCUGGACACCAUUGUUCAUCCCAACACCUUCUUCAAGCGCAGCUACCUUCUCAAGCAAGCGGCAAAGGCACCCAGAAAUGCCUAG